AUGCGCGAGAUUGUACACAUGCAAGUGGGUCAAUGUGGAAACCAGAUCGGUGCGAAAUUCUGGGAAGUAAUAUCUGAUGAACAUGGGAUUGAUCCAACCGGGGCGUACCAUGGUGAUUCAGAUUUGCAACUGGAAAGAAUAAAUGUCUACUUUAAUGAAGCCUCUGGAGGGAAAUAUGUUCCACGUGCAAUACUGGUUGAUUUGGAGCCUGGAACUAUGGACAGUGUGAGAGCUGGGCCAUUUGGCCAAAUAUUCCGUCCAGAUAAUUUUGUAUUCGGUCAGAGAGGAGCUGGGAACAACUGGGCGAAAGGUCAUUACACAGAAGGUGCUGAAUUGGUGGAUUCUGUUCUGGAUGUUGUACGCAAGGAGGUUGAGUCCUGUGAUUGCUUGCAAGGCUUUCAACUGACACAUUCUCUAGGAGGUGGGACAGGUUCUGGUAUGGGAACUUUGUUGAUUUCUAAGAUUCGUGAAGAGUAUCCUGAUAGAAUUAUGAACACUUUCUCUGUCGUUCCGUCGCCUAAGGUCUCCGAUACUGUUGUAGAACCGUACAACGCAACGCUUUCCGUCCAUCAACUGGUUGAAAACACUGAUGAAACAUUCUGUAUUGAUAAUGAGGCCCUUUAUGACAUUUGUUUCCGAACACUAAAACUAACAAAUCCGACAUAUGGGGACCUGAAUCACUUGGUCAGUGCAACAAUGUCUGGUGUAACAACUUGUUUACGAUUCCCUGGACAACUGAAUGCCGACUUACGCAAAUUAGCUGUUAAUAUGGUUCCGUUUCCUCGACUUCACUUCUUCAUGCCUGGAUUUGCACCACUUACAAGUCGUGGGAGCCAGCAGUACCGAUCUCUCACAGUUCCAGAAUUAACCCAACAGAUGUUUGAUGCAAAGAAUAUGAUGGCUGCUUGUGAUCCUCGACAUGGACGCUACCUGACAGUUGCUGCUAUGUUUCGUGGACGUAUGUCCAUGAAGGAGGUUGACGAACAAAUGCUCAAUGUUCAAAACAAGAAUUCAAGUUAUUUUGUUGAGUGGAUCCCGAAUAAUGUAAAGACAGCAGUCUGUGACAUCCCACCACGUGGUCUUAAAAUGUCGGUCACAUUUAUUGGAAAUAGCACUGCUAUUCAGGAAUUGUUUAAGCGUAUUUCGGAACAGUUUACUGCCAUGUUUCGUCGAAAGGCAUUUUUGCAUUGGUAUACAGGCGAAGGAAUGGAUGAGAUGGAGUUCACUGAAGCUGAAUCCAAUAUGAAUGAUUUAGUCAGUGAGUAUCAGCAAUAUCAGGAUGCUAUUGCUGAUGAAGAAGGGGAUUUUGAAGGAGAGUUGGAAGAGCCCUGACAUUUAGUAACUUUUUAACCAUGCUUUAUUCCUUUUAAAAUGUUCACUUCCCAAGUAUAGUAAGUUGCCUGAUUAUAUAAUAAACAAUUUUUCGAAUAA
This is a messenger RNA of Heterobilharzia americana, 1431 nucleotides long. The record is from the annotation of a GenBank genome assembly. Lineage: Eukaryota; Metazoa; Platyhelminthes; Trematoda; Strigeidida; Schistosomatidae.